This is a messenger RNA of Sphaeramia orbicularis (orbiculate cardinalfish), 5186 nucleotides long. It is a transcript of the gene adgra3, whose product is annotated as adhesion G protein-coupled receptor A3. The transcript has 19 exons. Lineage: Eukaryota; Metazoa; Chordata; Actinopteri; Kurtiformes; Apogonidae. Bases 798 to 4868 code for a protein of 1356 amino acids. Gene Ontology annotation, molecular function: protein binding; G protein-coupled receptor activity. Gene Ontology annotation, cellular component: external side of plasma membrane; plasma membrane. Gene Ontology annotation, biological process: cell surface receptor signaling pathway; G protein-coupled receptor signaling pathway. The record is from RefSeq and is a predicted model, not a curated record.
AGGACUAGGCAGGACCAUGGGAAGAGGACUUCUCAAUGAACACAAGAGUGGGCUGUGAAUUGUUUUCCGACGACCUAAAAGAGCGCAAACACCCAUUGUGGAUAUACUUCUGAGUGUUUUAUUUCUUCUUUGUACUUUAUACUUAAACUUUACUCGGGUUUUUUUUUUGUCGUUGAAAAGAUGAUGUUGCGCUUCGGGUUUUGGGAAGUGAUUUCCUGUCGGUGCUUGGGAAGGAGAAAGUUCCUCACCCUGGUCUGGUUCACUGUUUAUCCCAAAGUACAGAGGAAUUAAAGUGAGUUUUCUUAAGAGUUUACACAUUUCCUAAAACUCUCUUCGGAUAACCUGACAGGACUACAACCGCCUCGCGUGGAAAAAACAACAGUGGGACUUGGACGCACGCGAUUUACAACAAAGAAAUCCUCCCAACAACCGGAUAAGUUAGUCAGUAGAGAAUAACUCCACUCGGCUUUUGGAGAUUUGGGUGGAUUUGUAGCGUUUGGAGACACGUUUCCCGUCCUAUGAUGGAAAGGGAAUUCUAAAUGAGAGGUUUGGCAAACAAAGAAGAACCGAACAGAAGCACAACAGGAGGGAAAAAAAAGCCCGACGAGAAAUGGAGGAGGAAGGAACACUGGAGCCAAACCAGAUCCUGGGAAAGGUGUCGUUUUUGUCCUUAAUGUUUCCUAUAUUUGUGGAAAUACUCCAAUAACAAACACUACACUGACCUAUCUGUCCAUCAGUCGUAUUUAGUGUGUAUUCCCUUCCCUAAUGCUGCAUUCUGCCUGUGUUCGAGUGUGAAAAUGAGGGUGGAUCUGUUGCAGUUGUUUGUGAUUUUGCUGCUGUGUGGCAGCGGUGGUGACUCGGCUCAAUUAUCUGAUUGUAAGCCAAAUGUUGAACGCUCAAAAAGCAGUGGGAAAAGCCUGACGACCGACAGGAAACUGGUGUGCAGCAACAUGGAGCUCCAUCAGGUGUUACCCCCGGAUUCCAUCCCCAACAGAACACUCACCCUAAUUCUAAACAACAACAAGAUUCAGGAACUCAGAAAUGGCUCCUUCUUUGGAUUGUCCACUCUGGAGAAAUUGGACCUGCGGAAUAACAUGAUCAGUCGUAUUGAACCAGGAGCUUUCCUUGGAUUGCCAUCACUCAAAAGACUAGACUUGUCCAACAACAGCAUCGGGUGUCUCAACGUUGACAUCUUCAAAGGUCUCACCAAUCUGAUCAGACUAAACCUUUCAGGGAACAUUUUCUCCUCAUUGGCUCAGGGAACCUUUGACAGCCUGACAUCUCUGAAGUCUCUGGACUUUCAGACGCCUUACCUGCUGUGUGACUGCAACCUUCUGUGGCUGUUGCGCUGGAUCAAAGACCGAAACAUCGCCGUCAAAAACACCAAGUGCUCCUACCCUCAGUCGCUCCAGGGCCAGUUCAUAACCUCAAUCAGACCGGAGCUCCUCACCUGUGAUGCACCACUCGAGCUGCCUUCGUUCCAGCUGACUCCGUCCCAGCGUCAGGUCGUCUUUCAGGGGGACAGCCUUCCUUUCCAGUGCCAGGCCUCCUUUGUUGCAGAGGACAUGCAGGUCCUGUGGUACCAGAACGGCCGCAUGGUCAAGCCUGACGCCGCCCAAGGCAUCUUCAUCGAGAAGCGUAUGGUGCAGAACUGCUCUCUGAUUGCUAGCGCCUUGACCAUCUCAAACAUCCAGCCUGGUUUUACUGGCAACUGGGAGUGUCGGGUUUGGACCAGUAGAGGCAACACCACCAGGACCGUCCACAUUGUGGUGUUGGAGAGUUCUGCCAAAUACUGCGCUCCUGAACGUGUCUCCAACAACAAGGGGGAGUUCAGGUGGCCACGCACCCUGGCAGGAAUCAGAGCAUACCUUCCCUGCAGCAGACUGUCCUCAAGUGCAGCCACCUACUCGGGCAGCUCUGGCGAGGAGCAGCGGGCAUGGCGCUACUGCGACCGGGACGGACUGUGGGCUGAAGAGGACUACUCUCGCUGUCAGUUCCAGAAAGAUGUCACCAGGUUUCUCUACGUCAUCAACCAAAUGCCUCUGAAUGAGAGCAAUGUUGUUCCGAGGGCUCGACGCCUUUUGGUCUAUACCGUUGAUGCCGCCAACUUCUCAGACAAGAUGGACAUUAUCUUCGUAGCUGAGAUGAUAGAGAAGUUUGGCAAGUUUGUUGAGAAGUUUAGAGAGCUGGGUGAGGUGAUGUUAAGCAUGGCGAGUAACUUGAUGCUUGCUGAUGAGAAGGUGCUUUGGACGGCGCAGCGUGAAGCCAUGGCCUGCUCCCGCAUCAUCGCCUGCCUCCAGAAGAUCGCGGUCUACCGCCUGGCUACAGCACAGGCUUUCUCACUUACAUCUCCAAACAUAGCCAUGGAGGCCCACGCUGUCAGGAUUAAUGACUGGAACGGCAUGACCUGUAUGUUGUUCCAGAGACCCAGCCCCGAGCGCACACCCAGCCACCUCACCUUCAAAUGCAACACCACCAGCUCCUUCUCCAGCAUCCUGUACAAGAGCACAGUCGUCGAGGCUUCUCUGCAGCUUCCUCAGUCUCUGCUUUCCCAGUCAGCCCCCCCCGGUCCAGCUGAAGACACCAUCUACAAGCUCUACCUGCUGGGCUUCCGCAACGGGAAGUUUUUUCCUUCCACUGGCAACUCUUCACAGCUGGCUGACGGAGGGAAGAGGAGGACUGUGACCACCCCUGUCAUCAUGGCUAAGAUAGAUGGCUUGUCCCUACGUGGCCUGCGGACCCCUGUUAACAUCACCCUGCGGCGGCUCGCACGUGGCUCGGAUCCUGUGUCCGCAUGCUGGAACUUCAGCUUGGUGGGAGGCCAGGGAGGAUGGCAGAGUGACGGCUGCCGUAUACUGGGACAUCACGACAACUUUACCACCAUAUCCUGCAACUCACUGGGCAACUACGGCCUCCUCAUGGACCUUAACAAGAUGGAUUAUUUCCCUCCAAGCAUCCAUCUGCACCCAGUCAUCUACGCCACUUCUAUCAUACUGCUCCUCUGCCUGCUCACUAUUAUUAUCAGCUACAUCUACCAUCACAGAUCUGUCCGCGUGAGCCGCAAGUGUUGGCACAUGUUGGUCAACCUCUGCUUCCACAUCUCCCUCACCUGCGGGGUCUUUGUAGGUGGCAUCAAUCAGACCAGCUAUCCAAGCGUCUGCCAGGCAGUGGGCAUUUUGCUGCACUAUUCAACCCUGGCUACAGCUCUGUGGGUGGGUGUGACCGCUCGUAACAUCUACAAACAGGUGACGCGCAAGGCCAAGCGCUACGAAGAGCUGGAUGAGCCACCGCCUCCACCACGGCCAAUGCUCAGGUUCUACUUAAUUGGCGGAGGGAUACCUAUCAUUGUCUGUGGCAUCACUGCAGCAGCGAACAUCAAAAACUAUGGCAGCCGGACAAAUGCGCCUUUUUGCUGGAUGGCAUGGGAGCCGAGCAUCGGGGCCUUUUAUGGUCCAGUAGGAUUCAUCAUCUUUGUGGACUGCAUGUAUUUCCUCAGUAUCCUGCUCCAGUUGCGCCGUCACCCGGAACGCCGUUACGAGUUUAAGGAGCUGACUGAGGAGCAGCAGCACCUGGACUCAGCCAAUACUGACACCGGGCCAAAUGGUCCCAGCAGCCACCACCACCCACUCACCCUCCAGCUCCAGCCACAUGAGGCGUCCUCCUCCAUAGUGUCUCCUCCACAUACUGUGCCUAUGGCGGCCCUGGAGAAUGAGCACACCUUUGCGGCCCAGCUGAUGGGGGCAGCAGGAGCCUUAGGGCUAUAUGCGGCCCUCUGGGUGUUCGGGGCCAUGGCCGUUUCACAGGACCACCCCUUUGAUUUAGCUUUCACCUGUCUGUUUGGGGUGGCUGCACUGGCACUGGGGGCGUUUAUGUUGGCGCAUCACUGUGUCAACAGGCAGGACAUGAGGCGUUAUUGGUCGCAGGCUUGUUGUUCAGGGAGACGGGCCUAUUCAGCUCAGGAGGAUGUCCUUUUGCCUCAGCCAGGCGUGGCAAUGACAUCCACGGCAGGAACCGCUAACAAGGCAGAUGGAGAGUCUGCAAAGUGUGGCCACAGCAGUGCCGAAUCUUCCUACACAAAUAAAAGUGCCCCAAGCAUUCGCACCUCCGCCCAAGGUAGCAAGCUGACCAAUCUGCACGCAGAAGCAGCCCAGUGUAAGUCGGCUUCUGCACCGGUGGUAGCCAACGGUGCGGCCAUUCUGGACAACAGCCUGACUGAACAUUCAGUAGACAAUGAAAUUAAAAUGCACGUAUCACCAGUAGAGGUGCAGUUCCGCCCAAUGAACAACAUAACCAAUCCAGCAGCCGCCACCAACGGGCACACGAGCAGGCAUCACAAAAACAGAGUGCGAGCGCACCGGGCAAGUCGGUUAACCGUGCUGCGAGAGUACGCUUAUGAUGUACCUACCAGUGUGGAGGGCAGCGUGCAGAGCGCCCCCCACAGACGGCACCACCAUUAUGACAUAGCAGCACGCAACAGCAGACGGGCAGCCUAUAUGGCCUACAGGGAGCGGCAUCAGAGCCAGAUGCAGCAGGACAGCAGUGACAGCGCAAGCCUUCCACGCCGCUCACGCUACGCCGAUAAGGGAGGUGGGAGCACGCUGGGGAAUGGGUCACUGGGGAACGGGUCACUGGUGACGGUAGAGGCUGAGCAGGUGAUGACUGCCGCAGCAUCGAGCUCAAGUAAAGACUCUAGUAACGCAAAGCAGCCCAGCAGCACAGAACUAGAAAGUCAGCCCAAGUCAUACGGACUGAACCUGGUCACUCAAAAUGGAACACUUAAAGACAAUGGACAGACAGUGCCUUUAAUUAGCACAGAGAGCACAGGCAGCAUUAAGACGGGCUUAUGGAAGCAUGAAACUACUGUGUAGUGACAGUUUCCUUUCCAAAGACUGCAUCUUUAACGUGCUGUUUCUUUAAACUGUGAAUGAUUUUGGGAGAGUUUUCCAAGAAAAAUGUACAAUCAAGAAGACUCUGUUGAAAGUAAUUCCUGGACACAUAGCCACAUUGCUGCCACUCAGUUUUGUAGAUAUUGUUUUGUAAAUUGUCUAUUUUUUAUAACUUUUAAUCCCUUUUAUAUCAUUUGUGAUUUCUGUACAUGAAAUGGCAUGUUCUGAGCUCUGACCCAGUGCGUACUGUUAUGGGCUUUUCCAUUCUCUAGUUUGUCCCAAUAAAACACAGUUCCUUAA